AUGUCUGACAACCCAUCAUUCGUGCUCAAGGGCAUCCUGGAUACUGAGAUCAAAAGCCAGUUCCAGAGAGUUAUUGGCGCCAAUGAGAUCCUCGUGGAAGUGAAGAAGACUGGAAUUUGCGGCACCGACGUGCACUUUCUCGUCCAUGGAAGUGUUGGCAAUUUUAUCGUAGAGAAGCCUAUGGUGCUGGGUCAUGAGUCAGCAGGCGUGGUGUCGAAAGUUGGUCCCGGCGUGACCAAUGUCAAGGUGGGUGACCGAGUGGCUAUGGAACCUGCCGCAACAUGCCGCAAGUGUGAAGCUUGCAAGGAAGGUCGCUACCAGGCGAGCAUGAUCUGCCCCGAUAUCAUAUGUGCUGCUACUCCCCCCACAGACGGCACUCUCACUCGUUAUUACCGCCUCCCGUCUGAUCUCGCUUACCCACUUCCACCAAGUCCCAGUCUUGAGGAUGGAGCACUGAUGGAACCUCUUUCCGUGGCAGUCCAUGCUGUCUCGAAACUCGGUGCUUUGCGGUCAAACCAGUCCGUUGCCGUCUUUGGUUGUGGACCAGUUGGACUUCUAUGUAUGGCCGUCGCGAAAGCUCUGGGUGCUUCCCGCGUUAUUGCUGUGGAUGUCAUUCCUGACCGCCUCGAGUUUGCUAAAACAUACGCUGCAACUGAUACCUUCCUACCUCCUUCUAUCGAUAAGGGCGAGUCGGGGGUCGAGUUCUCAAUACGCAAUGCCCAGACAAUGAAGGAGAAGCUUGGCAUUGCUGAGAAUGGAUCUCGGGCGAUUGACUUGGUUUUGGAUGCUUCUGGCGUAGAGGUCGCUAUCCAGACAGGUAUCCGGAUCGCCAAGAGUGGUGGUACCUUCGUUCAAGUCGGCAUAGGUAAUCGCGAUAUCACCAUUGACAUGUUUGCUGUCCUUUGCAAGGAGCUCGUUCUCAAGGGUUCCUUACCACUCGCUCCUGGCGACUACUCUCUCGCCAUUGCCCUUGUUGCAUCAGGCAAGGUCGACGUCAAGUCCCUGGUAUCGCACCGUUUCUCAUUCAGGCAGGCAUGUGAGGCAUUUGAAAUCACUCGCAACGGCAAGAGUCCCGAUGGAAAAGGGGUUAUCAAGGUCAUGAUCUCCGGUCCUGACGUCGACAUCAAUGAGGUUUGA
Suillus plorans is the source of this 1137-nucleotide messenger RNA. RefSeq names its product chaperonin 10-like protein. The transcript is spliced from 12 exons. NCBI's taxonomy places the organism in Eukaryota, Fungi, Basidiomycota, Agaricomycetes, Boletales, Suillaceae. Gene Ontology annotation, molecular function: zinc ion binding; L-iditol 2-dehydrogenase (NAD+) activity. Gene Ontology annotation, biological process: D-sorbitol catabolic process. Bases 1 to 1137 code for a protein of 378 amino acids. The record is from RefSeq and is a predicted model, not a curated record.